Molecule: messenger RNA, 2187 nt
Organism: Ictidomys tridecemlineatus (thirteen-lined ground squirrel)
Lineage: Eukaryota; Metazoa; Chordata; Mammalia; Rodentia; Sciuridae
Source: RefSeq, a predicted model, not a curated record
CCACCCCCACUAUCUUCCCAGGAUCCCUGUCCCGGGUCCCCGGACCAGUCCCCUCCCCUGGCAGCCGCCCUGGCCCCUGCGCUACCCGGCUGGGGCUCAUUCCCCUCCCGCAGGACCCUCCCCGCCGAGCCCCGGAAGGAGCCCCUCCCCAGCCGGCCACUGCGCUCCCGCGUCCAGCUCCAGGGCCAGCUCCCCCGUCCAGCUCUCCGGCCGGCUCCCGGGCCUCCCAGCCCCUGCGCGUUCCCGAGGCUCAGAGCCGGGGGCACCGAGACCUUCGGUGGCAACGGGCGGACCUGGAUCCUGGGCUGUGGGCUCCCGGGAGGAUGAAGCAGGCCCUGGUAGAUGAUACAGAGGACGUGUCCCUGGACUUUGGCAAUGAAGAGGAGUUGGCCUUUAGGAAAGCCAAGAUCAGGCACCCCCUGGCCACCUUCUUCCACCUGUUUUUCCGAGUGAGUGCCAUCGUCACCUACGUGUGCUGUGACUGGUUCAGCAAGAGCUUCGUGGGCUGCUUCGUCACCGUGCUGCUCCUCCUGUCCUUCGACUUCUGGUCCGUGAAGAACGUGACGGGGAGGCUCAUGGUGGGCCUCCGUUGGUGGAACCAGAUCGACGAGGACGGGAGGAGCCACUGGAUCUUCGAGGCCAGAAAGGCCUCUCCGAGCAGCACGGCAGCCACGGAGGCCGAGGCGCGCAUCUUCUGGCUCGGCCUCAUCAUCUGCCCCGUGAUCUGGAUCCUGUUUUUCUUCAGCACCUUGUUCUCCCUGAAGCUCAAGUGGCUGGCCCUCGUGAUCGCCGGGAUCUCGCUCCAAGCCGCCAACCUCUACGGCUACAUCCUCUGCAAGAUGGGAGGCGAGAGUGACAUCAGCAGAGUCACGGCCAGUCUCCUGUCCCAGACCGUGUUCCAGACGGCGUACCUGUCACCAGAGGCAGAGAUGGCUUAGACGGGGUCCGUGGUCAAGGGGGCUCCCGAAGAGCACGUCCCGGCCCCCAGCCCUGGGUGUCCAGAAGCAGGCCUCGUGGGACAGGUUCAAGGAGACACUUUUAUUUUAAAUGGCACGUGUGUAAGGAAUGCCCUUGGCUGUGUUCUGAGGAAGGUGGCAGACAGCUGAUCACAGUGUCUUCAGGACGUGACUUCCUGUGGCGCCAGCGUCUGGUCCCUUUGCCUGCAACCCCACCUGACCCGAGUGCUGCCCGUAGGUUCUGCAGCUGGGGGCUGCCCGGUCCCCGGCUCUGUCCCCUGCUUCAGGAACUGCUGGGGCUCUCCACUUUUGAUUGAUGGGGACUACAGAACUCCUGGAUUUCUGGAAAACAGCGAAUGGGCAGAGCGCUAACCUGACCAGCCCUGCAGGGAGCCGCCACGCCACAGCAGAACCCUGGCGGCUGAUUCCCUGCAAAAGCCUGUCCCUAAGAUGCCCUGAAUCCUAGAAUGUGACCCCAGUGCCUCCCACUGCCCACUGCGGUUGUAACCAGGGGCUGGAGGCCUUAUGUGGGCCCAUUCUGCAGCUGGCCCCUGGGGACUGCAUGAGGGGACAAGUAAGACCCGGCCUCAGCUGAGAGGUGGGAACUCUAACUUCUGGGACUGCUACCUUAAACCCAAGGCCACCAAGACUGCCCGUAGGUGACGUCUGGCCUGCCGGUGGCUUUGCUCUGCACCCCGGGGUUGGUGGUUUUUCUGGUACUGGGCAUUGAACUCGGCCUCGGUCACUGAGCCACACCCCAGCCCUAUUUUGUAUGUUAUUUAGGGAAGAGUCCCACUGAGUUGCUCAGCCCCUCCCUUUGCUGAGGCUGGCCUUGAACCUGCGAUCCGCCUGCCUCAGCCGCCCGAGCCGCUGGGAGCACCGGCUGCGCCACUGCGUCUGGCUUUGGGCUUGUUUUAAGUCAGUUUCUUAUUGUCUUCCUGAAACGCACUUCCUCUGCCAUGGAUCUCACCUCCCUGUGUCUGUUAGGCUAUGAACUGGUUCUCCACACGGACACCCGGGCAGCUUUCUCACAGCGUCCAGGGCCACUCUGUCGUCCCGCUCCCCGCCACCCGUGCUGCAGGCGAGUACUCCGUCCUCCCGCCCAUUGCCUCCCGCAGCUCCCGGUCAGCAGGCGUCUGCGGUGACAGACACACACUUACUCUGAAUUAUGCUCCUGUAGGCUAGGGUGGCUGGUGAAUCUGGAGCUUCAAUAAAAAAGGACUGGCCUUUG